AUGGAUGAACCUGAUAUACCAGAUCUAUCCCUAUACCCCGAUACAAUUCCAGUAAUUGUUUCCACAUCCACAGACACUUCAAAUAUCCAAUUAUGUCCCUCUUUAAUUCUUGGCUCUUCUCAUGCUCUUCCAGGAGCUGUGAAACAUAUGUACAGUAGAUUGGCUGCGGCAGCAAAUGAAGUCGAUCAAGGUGUUCCUGAUCUCAUAAUUUCAUUAAUUUCGAAUCAAAAUUCGCUAUCAACUCGAUAUAUGGAAAAUAUUGAAAAUGGUUUGAAAAAAAUAAUUCGAAAUUGUGGAACAUGGUUGAUAUCAUCUGGUGAAGUAAAUGAUCCGAUUGCUCGAGUUGCAAGUAAUACAAUGAAAGAAGGUCUUGAAGAACCUGGUGAAGUAUUACAUAUUAUUGUAAAUUCUUCAAAUAUAAUUGCAAAUGAUACAAAUACAAUUGAAAUUGUUGACACAUCUUUGAAUACUCUUAUGAUUAUCUCAAAAGGAUCUGAUACAAAUAUUUCGAAAUUGAGAGCUGCAACAACUGUUAAAUUGGCUCAUCCACCGCCAGCUCUUUUGAUCGGAGUUCCUUCCGAGCCAAUGACUUCGCCCUAUUCAAAUCCGAUUCUUCUCUCACCAUCGAAUGAUAAACAUCCAUUUCCAAUUUCAAUAUUUGCUGGAGCAUCUGAAGAUGCAUUAGAAGAAAUGAUGAAUUUAAUUGAAAAUGGGGUUCCAGUUAUUGUUCUACAGGUUGGUUUUUUUCUGAAUAUGGAAUUUUGAAAUUCAAAUUUUUUCAGGAUAGUUGUGAACUUUGCGCAAUUCUUCAUUCAGCUUACCAAUUAAUGUUUGAUUCCUCAUUUGAUCAAUCAAAAUUCACAGACUGGCUUUCAAGUCGUCUUGGUUCAAUUGGUCUCACUAAGCAAAGUCUCGAUUUAGUUCAACGUAUUCUUGUUGGAUCUUCUGGUGGAGGUGUUGAAUUGAUCGAAUUCAUCGAUGUUGUUCAACUCGAUGAUCUUUGUUCAAUAAUAAUCGAUCGAUGUUUGGAAUGUUAUUCAAGUUUCGGAGAGGAGAAAUCAAUAUUACUCUUGGCUGCAAAAUUAAAUACCCCAUGUGUUUUAUCUUCGAUGGAUGUUGCAACUCAACUCGAUGAAGAAUUACUUACAAUGAUAUUAUGUGAAUGUAUCAACAAAGAUGAUCAAUUGAAUUUCCUCUCUUCAGUUCUUCAAUUGAACCCGCCAAUCCGAGUUACAUCAAAUAUGCUGAUAAGAAUGAUGAAUCACGCUGAUGAACAUUUUUUCACAACAAUUGUAUUGUGUCAAUGUAUGGGUUAUUCUUAUAUUCCAAUGGAAAUUCAUCGGAAAUUUGCGAAUGAUAUUCAAAAACUUGUGGUUAGUUUUUUCACAUUUGAAUUCUAUGAUUUUCAUUUUUUUUUUUUAAUAUUUUUUUUAGAAAAGAUUAUCAUUCGGCGUUGAUAAUUUAUUUGAUCCCAAUGCAUUUUGUAAUGAUCAAUCAACACGAGACAAUGAUGAAUCAAUUAGAAUCUUAGCAAUCUGGAGUCUUCUUCUUCAUCGUCCUGGAAUCGUCAAAUGUCUUGCUGCAUUUUCAACUGAACCUGUGGCCUUUGCUCUGAUUCUUGCGCGAAUUUCAAAAUCAUUGGCAAAAGAAUCACACGAUUAUCAUUUUUAUGAGAAAUCAUUGAAUGAUUUAUCAGAAAAUUUAACACAUAGUGCAACUGAACUUUUUGAUGGAGUGUUUCAAGCAAAUCCAACCAAAGCUUAUAAAUUACUCUGUGAUCCGAUCGAACAUUUUUAUGGUUUCAAUAUGACACAAUUAGCAUUUCAUUGCAAUGCGCGAGAGAUAAUUGCACAUGAAUGCUGUCAAAAAUGGGUUCAUCGAAAAUUAUACGGGAAUUUGCAAGCGAAACCAAAACCAUGGUGGAUUCCAAAAUGGCUCAAAUUCAUAAUCUCCGCAAUUUUUAUAAUUCCAAUCAAAUUAUGGAUGCUAAUCAGACCUCGACAUCAAAAUAAAGAAUCAUCGACGGUUUCACCAACUGUCGCACUUUUGGAUGUUGGAAGAGUUCGACAGAGAGCUGUUUCAACUUAUAGUGUUAUAUCAUCGAGAAGUGAUGCAUUAACAUCAUUAACAGCGCCAUUAUCAACUAAUUUUGGUGUUAAUUCGAUGAAUUAUGGAGGAGGCGGAGGGGGAGAAUCAGCAACACCACAAUCUAUGGUAUUUCCAUUGAAUAUUGAGGAAUUUGAAAAGGAUUCAAGACCAUUUGGGAAAAAGGUGAGAAAAAUUAGGGAGCAGAGAAAACUUUUAUAGGUUUUAGAACUUUAAAAUUUUUUUCAUAAAACUUUAAUCCACACUCCACAACCCAAUAUUUCUUCCAGAAAAUCCGCCGUGCUCACCCACCAUCAUUUUCAACAUUCUACUCAACUCCAAUCGUAAAAUAUUGGCUCUCACUUCUUUUCCGAAUUGUCUACAUCUGUUGCCUUGCUUAUUCAGUCAUUUUACCUGGCUGCGGUUCAAAUAUUUGGGACACAAUCAUCUGGACUUGGUCAUUUUUCUGGUGGAUUGAGAAUGUAUUUGUUUUGGCUGCGAGAGCUCAACGAAUUCCAAUCUCAUUAAUGCCGUGGAGAGUUUUUGAUGUGGUUGUUUUCAUGAUAUUUUUGAUUUUGAUAUUAGUCAUGAAAGUCUUCCCAAUUGUAUCACUACUUCAUUUUAUGGUAUGUUUCAGAACAAUCUACAAAAAUUUAAUAAAUCUUGAUCUUUUCAGAAUAUCGAUUCAAUUUAUAAUGCCAAAGUUAUCUCAGCUUUAUUCGUUUUAUAUGUUUCCUACUCAACGCUUUUCACAUAUAUUCCACUUUCGGAUAUUUUUGGGCCAAUGAUUGUUCGAGUUAAAUUAAUGUUAUUACGAGAUUUCACCAAUUUUUUGUUGAUGGUUGGAUUAGUUAUGCUAAGUAGCGCGGUUGCAAUUCAAGCAGUUGUUUAUCCGGAUAGAGACGUGGAUUUCAAUGUUAUUCGAAAAACAAUGUCUUGGAUUUGGAUGAGUUUAUUUACAACGGAUCUAUCAAGUUAGUUUUGUUUUCGGGAAUCAUUUUUUGUGACUUAAGACAAAUAAGUGAUAUAUUUUCUCUUCAGAUCUCUCGGAAUCUGAAACAUGUCGAAAAACCUUCCUUGGCGCCCCCAAAAAAUACUGUAACAAUCUCGGUGAAUAUGCAAAUCCAACCUGUCCAUCUCAAUCAAUUCCCGCAUAUUUCAUAAUUCUCGAGUAUUUUGUCCUCCUCAAACUUCUUCUCUGGCCAAUUUUAUUUGCUUUCUUCUCAAAAACUGCAAAAUCAGUUGACGAAGAAGCUGACAAAAUAUGGAGAUUCCAAUUGUAUUCAUUAGCUGAUGAAUUCUAUUUGCGACCAUCUCUGCCACCUCCAUUCACUUUUAUUUGCUUGUUAUGUUCUGGAUUUGGAUGUUGUCGUGGAAAUUGGAUUCGAGAUUCUGGGAGUCAAAAUCAUCCGGAUUAUCGAGCUGAAAAAUGGAAAUUUGGGAACUUAUAUCGUAAUCCUUCUGUGCCAACGAAAAAUAUAUCAAAUGGACAAUUUUGGAGGAAAUUGGCGAUUGAAAAUUGGAAGAAAUUGAAUACCUCAAAGAAGAAAGAGAAACAAAAUUCGGAAAUUCAUGAAGUUUCAAAUCAAAUUCGAAUGUUGAUGUUGAAAGAAUCAUACGACACACAGAAUCGGAAGUUUUCACAUUUUUCAACAAGUAAGUCUACAGUAAUUUUAGAAAGAGAAAAAAAACUUGGUUUUCACUUCCACGGCUUUGAAAAUUUCGGUUUAACAACAAAAAUUCAGCAAUUUUCUACCGUAAACCUUAUUCUGAUCUAAACUUUUUUGGAACUUUUCCUAGAACAUCAAGGCCUCAUUUUUUGAGCUGAAUCCUAUUUUAUUAAAAAUAUUGUUAAUUAAAUAAUUCUGUCUGAUCCUCCAAAUCUUCUAGAAUCUCCACAAAUCGAAUAUGCCACAUCUCCCUCUGGUUCAAGUAUAAUGAAACUUCAAAUGUCAACAAAUUACACGAAAUCCUGGGAUAAACCAAUCGGUCGAUAUGAUCCUCCAUUUUAUUGCAAACCGGCUGAAGAAUUUCCGAUUACAAUUCAAAAAUUUGUCGACAUUGUUAGCGAACAGAAUUUGAGUGAAUUGAAAAGAUUGUGGAGAGAGAAACAAGCAAAUCAGAUGGGCGGAGCUUGGAGAUUGACUGCUGCUGGAUUUCCAAUGAAUCCAAAUGGAAGAAUGGGUGAGCAUUUUGGUGCAAUUUUUUUAGCAAAAUAAAAGUUUUUUUCAGGAAUCUGUGGACGUGGAAACAAUCCGAAGUUCGGUCCAAAUCGUCGAUCAUAUUAUAUUAUUUUCAGUGGCGAGAAACAUUGUCGAAUUCUUGUCAAUGAUAAUUUCUCACUUCCAAAUGAAUAUCAUCUCGAAAAUUCAUCAAAGGAUGAACAUUUAACAUCAAUUCUAAAAAUGUGUGGAAUAUCAGAUUCGGAUGCUCAAAUGUUUUCAAUGCGUCGACUCGAUAAUUCAAUAAUAUCAGAAUCUCAUCGAAUUCCAGCAAAUGACACAAGUCCAGCACAUUUGGCAUCUUAUACUUUUGAAUCGGAAGAUGAUACGGAUAAUUCAUGGACACAUUUUGAUAUUUGGGCAAUUUCUUUGAGAGAUCGAAAAGUUUUGGAAAAUAUUAUUGGAUUUGAGUGGAUUGAGGAGUCGAAGGCGAAGAUUCCGAAAUGGCAAAAAGAAUAUUCAAGAAAAGCUAAAAUUAUUUACGGGUUGAAUUGA
This is a messenger RNA of Caenorhabditis angaria, 4802 nucleotides long. Lineage: Eukaryota; Metazoa; Nematoda; Chromadorea; Rhabditida; Rhabditidae. The record is from the annotation of a GenBank genome assembly.